This is a messenger RNA of Symbiodinium natans, 1500 nucleotides long. The record is from the annotation of a GenBank genome assembly. NCBI's taxonomy places the organism in Eukaryota, Dinophyceae, Suessiales, Symbiodiniaceae.
AUGUUGCUCGCUUCUCCUGGUAGACUGCCGCCACCACUGACGGCGGAUCAGCGAGAGGAAGCCAUCCGGCAGCUGCUUCCCACAGCCACUUUCCGGAUGUUGGCGCAGGUGCCAAAGAAGCUGUUGACGAAGGCCGACGAGUCGGCCAAGAAGCUGCGAAGGCAACUGAUGCGGGGUGCCACUGUGGUCUUCGUCACCGCCGGCCUGCCCGGGAAGAGGUUCACUUUUGAGAUCGCGGCAUCUCUGGGCAUCAAGCCUGUGAUCCUCGAGCACCCUGAUUCUUGGAGCAGGAGCCUCGUAGACGAGGGCCUGGCUGCAAAGUUUAUCCCUGUCGACAUGACGCAGUCUUCAGACGACAUUUUCAAUCAGGCGCUAGAGCACAUCAAAAGCCUGGGCGAGGAUGGUCUCACUGGCACCGCAGACGGUAUUGCCACCUUCGUGGAGCUCUCCGUGCCUUUGGCCGCUCGCCUGGCCGAGGCGCUGGGCCUGCCAGGCCUGAGGCCGGCAGCUGUGGACGCAGCGCGGAACAAGCACGCCACGCGAGGUUGCUUGAAGGCGGCAGGGCUACCAACACCCAGGAAUUUCCUGAUUGAUGACAAGUCGAAGCUGAAGGAAGCUAGUCAGGUUGUCGGAUUUCCUGCUGUGCUGAAACCUGUGUCUGGGGCUGCUUCCUUGGGCGUGAAGAAGGUCACGAACGCUGCAGAGAUGGAGAAGUGUCACAAGGAGAUUGUCGACGAGCUAUCCACAUUGGUGGUUUCUUCAGGAGCCCUGGUGCAAGGCAGCCCUGACACUGCGGGGCUCAACGCACAGGAGUCCGGGGUGGACCUGACCGUGUUGAUGGAGCAGUUCUUGGAUGGGCCAGAGGUGGAUGUGGAUGUUGUGAUGUCAGAAGGCGAAUAUGUGUACGCCUGUGUCGCAGACAACGGGCCGACGCUUGAGCCAUACUUCAACGAGACCUGGGCGUGCUGCCCCUCGCUCCUGCCAAAGGACCAGCAGGUGUCCCUGAGAGACUUGGGGGUGGAGUGUAUCAAGGCUCUUGGCUUCACUUCGGGAGUCUUCCACGUGGAGCUGAAAUACACCUCUCAUGGCCCGCAGCUGAUCGAGGUCAAUGCCAGAAUGGGAGGAGGACAGGUGCACGAAUGCAACCGCUUGACCUGGGGCGUUGACCUGGUAGAGGAAACCAUGCUCUGUGCGCUGGGCAUCCCUUCUAGGCCCUGUGUUCCACGAGAGCCGGUAUCAGGUACUGCCUACUGCUAUGUGAAUGCUAUGAAGUCCGGCACCGUAACCGACAUCAGCAAGUUGGAGGACCUCCGAAAGCGCGACAAUGUGGUGUGGGCGAAGCCACUGACGCGCGUGGGCGCAAAGGCGGUAGGUCCUGCAGAUGGUCUGCCGACAUGGUUGUGUGACCUCUUCGUUCAAGGCAAGACUGCCAAGGAAGCCUUGGCCUACCUGCAGGCCAUCGAGAAGGAGAAUCCCGUGCUCGUCAGAAACUCAGAAUGA